AAACGUUGUGUAUACUUGAUGAUUGAAACAGCGAUUUAUAUUACCCAUAAAAAAUAAUACAGAUUAUGAAUUUUUUUAUUGCAUAUUGCUGCAUACCUUUAAAGAUUUACUUCAACACUUCUACCGUCAGAAAAUGUGCUUGGUGAUACUUUCAAGCCUUCUAUAUCUAUUAUGUAUAAUAGCUAUUGGAUCAGCAUCUUCAAGUAAGGAACCAGAAGAGGCCGUAUCAUCCAUUGAGCACCACGACAACUGGCGACAUUUAGACAGAAAAAACUGCGGUCGAACUCGCUACGAUGACAUCCGAGGGCGGAUCAUUGACGGAGACGAAGCUAAAAUCGGCCAAUUUCCGUGGCUGGUGAGGAUCGGCGUACGGAUUUCGAAAAUUCGUCUUUUCACCUGCGCAGGAUCCCUUCUGAACAGAUACUAUGUGCUUUCUGCAGCUCAUUGUGGUGACCGAAAUAACAUUGUCACAUUAGGAGAACACAAUGUUUUAACGCCUCAGGAUUGCGAAGCCGGUAUUUGUGCAGAUCCGCUUCAAGAGAUAAAUAUAAAAAGGUACCACUUCUUCGACUACAAUCCUAAGGAUCACAAGAGGGAUUUUAGUUUGAUAUUACUAGAAAAUGCCGUGGUAUAUAACGAUUUCGUUGUGCCUGUCUGUUUACCGCACGGAAAGGUAUUAACGGAAGAUUUGACGGGCAAAAACGUGAAAGUUGCCGGUUGGGGAUACACGAAUUCCACGACACAUGAUCAAGCAGUCAAACUCAUGUAUAUCGUUGCGCCGAUAAUUGAUAAGUCUGUUUGUAACUCUAUCUUCCACCACGGAAUGGAUGAAACCCAAUUGUGCAUAGGUUAUGAACAUGGGAAAAAAGAUUCCUGUAGCGGCGAUUCUGGAGGUCCGGUAACAAAAUUCAUGAAGGCUUCAACAACGAAAAGGCAACACUAUCAGAUCGGUAUAGUCUCAUAUGGACUUGUCGACUGUGGAGGUGGUCCGGCAAUAUAUACAAACGUCAUCCACUACAUGCCCAAAAUACUGGACAUAAUUACAAAGAGUUAAUAAAAAGUUGCAGAAACUA
Messenger RNA from Acanthoscelides obtectus, 1073 nucleotides. NCBI's taxonomy places the organism in Eukaryota, Metazoa, Arthropoda, Insecta, Coleoptera, Chrysomelidae. The record is from the annotation of a GenBank genome assembly.